Messenger RNA from Protopolystoma xenopodis, 771 nucleotides. NCBI's taxonomy places the organism in Eukaryota, Metazoa, Platyhelminthes, Monogenea, Polystomatidea, Polystomatidae. The record is from the annotation of a GenBank genome assembly.
CGUCUAACCUUGGGCAAAAUGAAAGAAAUGUACCACAUGAAGCGUGGCCAUAUGCCAAAAUCCAGCCCAUCUCGUCUUGACGCUAUCCCUCCUGGCUCGGUCAUAUCGCACAGGUCUACCGGCCGGCUCGCACACAUCUGUAUGUAUGUAGUUGUGUGUGUGUGUGUGUGUGUACAUACAGAGCCCGUCUUCUGGCUUGGUCGGCAUAACAGCCGGGUCUUCAGUGAGUCACCUCGCGCACGGGGGGCCGGGGGUCUUGGCCUCGACGAUCCCGAAGCUUCGGCCUCUGUCUCCGGUCCUCGUAGCUGUUGCUGCCUCUCUCGCUCCUUAUCGGGGCACAGGCAGUUGUGGCACAACCUCUCGGUCGGUGCUGGUGCAAGCGAGGUUCCGGUACCCGUUGGACUGACUCACUGCCAGAGGCACUUUCGGCCACUUUUCGAGGCAUCCCGUCUCUUUGGCCAACCUGACCAAUCGCUCAGAUCUGGCACCUCCACCACCCGGUUCAGUUAUCUUUUCCUCCUCCACUUGGUGUACUACCUAAUUCCACCUAUUUUGGCCACAUCCUUCCAGUCCCUCGGUCCGUCUCGUCCACAUGAACACAAACUGAUUCAGCGAUACUACGCUCAUCAAUUUUAUCUCUCCUCUUUGCCAGGUCAAGUAUCAACUCACCUGACUCUGCUUUUGUUGGAUCAACUUCAACACAUUCUCCGUCCUGUUGUAGUCCUUCGCGCUGCUGUCCGUGAACACGUAGAUCAGACUGUUGGGCCUUGA